GAUGGGGAUCUCCGGCAGCUCAAGCGGGAGUUGCUUCUGGCCUGGGACCCCGCGAGGUUGCAUGAGCUAGAUGAUGAUGCGGGAAACGAGCUUCGAGAUGAUGAAGACUAUGAUCAGUUGUUGGAUGCAGAGGAUGGGGAGGAAGAGGGUGGGGAGGAGCCGGUAGCUUGGGCAGCUCCUGCCUUGGAGCCCGAGAACGCAGACGAGGAGCAGGAGGAGGGAGGAAUUGAGGAAGAGGAGCCGCAGGAAGAGGAAAAUGAAGAAGAAGAGACACAGGAAGAGGCGGCGGUAGUGGAGAUGGGGGAGGAUGCAGGAGGGGAUGAAGCGGGCGGAGUAUGUGCUGAUGUUGAAAGGAAAGCAGGCGAAUUGGAGAUGGUCGAUGAUGCAAGGGGUGAAGCGGAUGAGGCACAUGAAGAGGAGGAGGGAAGGGAGGAAGUACUGAUCGUCCCCGAGACCCCGGCCGCUGCAGUUGGACAGCCUCGUUCAGAGCCUGACGGCAUCAUUGAGAUUGAGGCUACACCCUCCCCGAAGCGACUGAACGCUGCAGCUGUUGCAAGACAGGACUCCUGCCCGAAGAUUGAUGCACCACCCCCUACUCGAUUGCAAAUCUUGACCGCGAUGUAUGCAAAGCUGAAGACACUGGACUGCAUCACUCGAAGCGCCAUUCAUGUAACACACGUGCAUUGUUCUGCAGAAGACAUGUUGCGCUUCACAGAUAUGUCCUACAUAAGGAGAGAACAGCAGGCCCGAAAGGAUCGUGAGGCUGGUGUUGCCAUCUCCAAAGACUCCAAAGGCAUCUUGAUGGACAAUGUGGAAACGCAAACCUACGAUGCUGAUGGUACGGCUGAAGCCUUGACGACAAACUACAUGGAGAUCCAAGAUUCAGACGACGAGGGUCUUGGGGCGCCGGAGCCACUUCGGCCACCGCCUGUGGAGGAGCAAGGUCAGGUUGAGUUGCCACCCAAGGCAAGAGCCGAGGUGAAGCAGAUCUUGGCUGAGGACGCAAGUACAAAGCUUCAGAAGUACUUGGGUGAGGCCAAAGAUGGGGAGGAGAGGACCAUUGCUACUGAGGAUGUGAGUGGCAGCGGCACAGCAAGCAGCAGCAUUAAGGAUGAGACCGGCAUCAAGGAUAGCAGCAGCAAGGAAGACAAGCCGAAGACCAAAGGUAAAGGAAAAGGCAAAAAGGCCAAGAAUGGGAAGGCGAGGAGCACCGGUGAUGAGGGCGCAGCUAGCAGCAGUGCCGGACGGAAGCCGAAAACCAAAGGAAAAGGGACUGGGAAAAAGGCCGAGGAUGGUGAGGACAGGAGCGCCCUUGAUGAGGAACCUAGCAGUGGCAGCAAGCGCAAGGCACAAGCCCACGAGGAAGUUGCCUCGAAGCGCGGCAAGGUGAAGGCUGAUCGGCCGCCGGUGCCCACCUACAAGCACGCAGAGCUGUCGGUGUACUGGACUCGGGCGGGUGUAGGCGUAAAAUGCAAGCUUGGGGAAGACAAAGGGAAGCAGGCCAAACUUCUGGACGAUGCCGAGGCAUGUGUCACCCCGCCCCUGUUGGAGGCAAUGAACAG
Molecule: messenger RNA, 1562 nt
Organism: Symbiodinium necroappetens
Lineage: Eukaryota; Dinophyceae; Suessiales; Symbiodiniaceae
Source: the annotation of a GenBank genome assembly